Artibeus jamaicensis (Jamaican fruit-eating bat) is the source of this 2010-nucleotide messenger RNA. It is a transcript of the gene ALDH1L1, whose product is annotated as aldehyde dehydrogenase 1 family member L1. Gene Ontology annotation, biological process: biosynthetic process. Gene Ontology annotation, molecular function: aldehyde dehydrogenase (NAD+) activity; formyltetrahydrofolate dehydrogenase activity. The record is from RefSeq and is a predicted model, not a curated record. NCBI's taxonomy places the organism in Eukaryota, Metazoa, Chordata, Mammalia, Chiroptera, Phyllostomidae.
UCCCACCUCUCAGCCUCCCAAGACCAGUUUGCGCCAGCCCCAGCUGCCAGGGCACAGCUCUCCAAAAUCUUUUCAGGUCCGGGACAGCUGCUCUUCCUUCUGAGUGAGGUUCUUCUGAACCUCUUUUGCUGCCAUGAAGAUUGCAGUUAUUGGGCAGAGCCUCUUUGGCCAGGAAGUUUACUCCCAGCUGAGGAAGGAAGGUCAUGAGGUCGUAGGCGUGUUCACUGUCCCAGACAAGAAUGGGAAGGUGGACCCCCUGGGCCUGGCAGCCGAGAAGGAUGGAGUGCCAGUGUUUAAGUUCUCCCGCUGGAGGGCAGGAGGACAGGCUGUGCCUGACGUGGUGGCAAAAUACCAGGCUUUGGGUGCUGAGCUCAAUGUCCUGCCCUUCUGCAGCCAGUUCAUCCCCAUGGAAGUUAUCAAUGCCCCCCGCCAUGGCUCCAUUAUCUACCACCCGAGUCUGCUCCCCCGACAUCGAGGGGCCUCGGCGAUCAAUUGGACUCUCAUUCAUGGAGAUAAAAAAGGGGGCUUUACCAUCUUCUGGGCAGAUGAUGGCCUGGACACUGGGGACAUUCUGCUCCAGAAAGAGUGUGAGAUCCUCCCAGACGACACCGUGAGCACUUUGUAUAACCGCUUCCUCUUCCCUGAAGGCAUCAGAGGGAUGGUGCAGGCUGUGAGGCUGAUUGCUGAGGGCAAAGCCCCCAGACUCCCUCAGCCUGAGGAAGGAGCUACGUACGAGGGUAUUCAGAAAAAGGAAACAGCCAAGAUCAACUGGGAGCAGCCAGCAGAGGCCAUUCAUAAUUGGAUCCGUGGAAACGACAAGGUGCCAGGUGCCUGGACAGAGGCUUGUGGGCAGAAAGUGACGCUUUUCAACUCAACGCUGAACACUACAGGCCUGGUGCCAGAGGGAGAAGCUUUGCCCAUCCCAGAAGCCCACCGUCCAGGGGUGGUCACCAAAGAGGGAUUGGUCCUCUUUGGGAAUGAUAACAGAAUGCUGCUGGUGAAGAACAUCCAGCUGGAAGAUGGUAAGAUGAUCCCAGCCUCAAACUUCUUCAGGGGAGAAGACAACACUGCCCUUGAGCUGACAGAGGCAGAGCUGGUCACCAUGGAGGCUGUGCGGACUGUCUGGAAACGUAUUCUCCCCAACAUCCUGGAAGUAGAAGACUCUACUGAUUUUUUCAAGUCAGGGGCUGCAUCUGUGGAUGUUGUAAGACUGGUGGAAGAAGUGAAAGAGCUGUGUGAUGGUGUGGAAUUAGAAAAUGAAGACAUUUACAUGGCAACAACCUUCAAGGACUUCAUCCAAUUGUUAGUGAGAAAGCCGGGGGAUGACAAAGAGAGCGAGUGCAUCAUUGACUACGUGGAAAAAGCAGUGAACAAGCUGGUCCUCCAAAUGCCUCACCAACUUUUCAGGGGCAAGUUUGUGGAUGCUGAGGGUGCCAAGACCUAUGACACUAUCAACCCGACAGAUGGAAGUGUUAUCUGCCAGGUGUCCCUGGCCCAGGCCAGCGAUGUUGACAAGGCAGUGGCUGCUGCAAAAGAGGCCUUUGAGAACGGAUUGUGGGGGAAGAUCAGCGCGCGGGACCGGGGCCAGCUCCUGUACAGGUUGGCAGACCUCAUGGAAGAGCAUCAGGAAGAGCUGGCCACCAUUGAGGCUCUGGCGGGUGCUGUCUACACACUGGCCCUGAAGACCCAUGUGGGCAUGUAUCAGACCUUCCGCUACUUUGCUGGCUGGUGUGACAAGAUCCAGGGCUCCACCAUCCCCAUCAACCAGGCCAGACCCAACCGAAACCUGACCUUGACCAGGAAGGAGCCAAUUGGGGUCUGUGGCAUUAUUAUCCCCUGGAACUAUCCCCUGAUGAUGCUCUCCUGGAAGACAGCUGCCUGCCUGGCUGCUGGGAACACAGUGGUGAUCAAGCCUGCCCAGGUGACCCCACUCACAGCCUUGAAGUUUGCAGAGCUGACCUUGAAGGCGGGCAAUUCCCAAGGGUGUGGUCAACAUCCUCCCAGGAUCUG